This is a messenger RNA of Myxozyma melibiosi, 1134 nucleotides long. Its product is annotated as mediator complex, subunit Med21. Bases 250 to 666 code for a protein of 138 amino acids. Gene Ontology annotation, cellular component: mediator complex. Lineage: Eukaryota; Fungi; Ascomycota; Lipomycetes; Lipomycetales; Lipomycetaceae. The record is from RefSeq and is a predicted model, not a curated record. The transcript is spliced from 3 exons. Gene Ontology annotation, biological process: regulation of transcription by RNA polymerase II. Gene Ontology annotation, molecular function: transcription coregulator activity.
AUUGUUACUAUUUCUGCUCGUUAUACACUAUUGUUAUAGUUAUUCUCAUUCUAUUCUCUAUAUAAUCGCGUAGAAUAACAUAUUAACACAUCAAUUGAUACCCAAAUACACAUACGCACUCAGACGCACUUCAACCCGGGUAACUUCUCACCUGUUCCUGUUCAGUUCUCUUCUCUUAUACUUCUAUCUUAUAUCUCACUUCUCAUAUCUUAUCUUCUUAUAUCUCACUCUUAUAUCUACAUCCUCACCAUGACAGACAGACUCACUCAGCUCCAGGACGCAAUUGACCAGCUCGCUGUGCAAUUCUACUCCGCCAUCCACUAUCUCUCGACUCAUCAUGACUUUGUCCCCCUCGAAGGCGAGCCCAAGGCCACUGAUGCCCACCUGGUCCCCGACGAACCUGCCGUGUUUGAAUCCGCCAAAUCAGAGCUCGCCCGCGACAUCAUGGUCCGCACCCGCCAAAUCGAUCUCCUCAUAGCCUCCCUCCCCGGCGCCGGUGUCUCCGAGCAGGACCAACUUCAGCGCGUCCAGCAACUCGAGCACGAUCUCGAGCAGGCCGAGCAGGAGCGGCAGAAAUGGCUCGAGAGGAGGGAAAUGUUGCUGGCGAAAUGUGAUAGCGUGAUCUUGCAGCUUGCAAAGACGAAGAAUGAUAUCGAGUCUGCCUGAAGUAUUUUUCUAUUGCCGGUUUAUUCGAUCCUAUGCAGAGCGUAGUCGCUCUGUUCUGCUACGUUGCUUUCCGCUGCAGUACUCAGCACAUCAGCACAUCAGCACAUCUGCACAUACGCUCAUCUGCCUGCAGUCUCCAAUCUACUAAACCAACAGACAAGACAGACAAGAACCCAACAGAUUCCACACAAGCAAAGUCAGAAGACAGGUCGCAGCAGAUCUUCUAAACUCUCUGUGAAGAUCAAAAAAACAGCGCCAGGCCUGAUCUCGGCGCUCGACUCCAGUCCCCGGAACCCUCGGCUUUUUUUUAUCCGACGGUUGGUGGUCGAAAGAGAGAUCUUGCUUCAACAGCUUUAUUUCUUGGAUAUAUCUCUCUAUAGACUUGAUAUAUUGUAAUAUAACAUCUACAAAACAUAAUAUAAUAACAAAAAUAAAUCUACAUAAAGCAAAUGCUGUAGAUUCUUUCUC